Molecule: messenger RNA, 1013 nt
Organism: Ailuropoda melanoleuca (giant panda)
Lineage: Eukaryota; Metazoa; Chordata; Mammalia; Carnivora; Ursidae
Product: sulfotransferase 1E1
Exons: 8
Coding region: 126-1013 (295 amino acids)
Molecular function (GO): sulfotransferase activity
Source: RefSeq, a predicted model, not a curated record
UUCAAAUGCUUAAGUGGUGCUCAUCUUUUUUGGCAGCCUAAAACCUGAGUGGAGAUUGAAGAAAACUGAACUGGAUCACACAGUUUUUUUCCCCAGGAUCAUCUGGGCAGUGCACCAGCCUUAGGAUGGAUUCUUCUAAAUCCGGCUAUGGUACAUUCUUUGGCAAAGUCCAUGGAAUUCUAAUGUAUAAAGACUUUAUGAAAUAUUGGGAUGAUGUGGAGACAUUCCAGGCAAGACCAGAUGACAUUGUCAUUGUCACCUAUCCCAGAUCUGGUACAACGUGGGUUAGUGAAAUUAUAUACAUGAUCUGCAAGGAGGGUGAUGUGGAAAAAUGCAAAGAAGAUGUCAUUUUUAAUCGAGUACCCUAUUUGGAAUGCAGAAAAGAAGAGAUAAUGAAUGGGGUAAAACAAUUAAAACAGAUGGCAUCUCCUAGAAUAGUGAAGACUCACUUGCCAGCUGAACUUUUUCCAGCCUCAUUUUGGGAAAAGAACUGUAAGAUGAUCUAUCUUUGCCGGAAUGCCAAAGAUGUGGUUGUUUCUUAUUAUUAUUUCUUUCAAAUGGUAGCUGGUCAUCCAGAUCCUGGAUCUUUUCAAGAGUUCGUGGAAAAAUUCAUGGAUGGAGAAGUGCCAUAUGGUUCCUGGUAUAAACAUGCAAAAUCUUGGUGGGAAAAGAGAGAUAAUCCACAUGCGCUAUUUCUUUUCUAUGAAGACAUGAAGGAGGAUAUCAGAAAAGAGGUGAUAAAAGUGAUACAAUUUCUGGGAAGGCAGCCAUCGGAGGAGCUUGUGGACAAGAUUGUACAACAUACUUCAUUCCAGGAGAUGAAGAACAACGCAUCUACCAAUUAUACAACACUACCAGAUGAAAUCAUGAACCAAAAAGUUUCUCCCUUCAUGAGAAAGGGAAUUGCAGGAGACUGGAAGAAUCACUUUACAGUAGCCCUGAAUGAAAAAUUUGAUAAACAUUAUGAGCAGGAAAUGAAGGGGUCCACACUGAAGUUAAGAACUGAGAUCUAA